AUGUUGCCCGCUUUCGAUUCCAGGAAUGGACAUGCUCGGGGUCAUAACAUGAAGAAACUUGCGGAACAUAAAUUGCUAGUCCGAGCGAGUUCUCGGUACAUUUAUGCGCCCUUCGCCCCUGAUGAUUACGGUAUGGUGGGUUUCCGAUAUGACAGACUACCUAGUGCAAAAUCACUCCGGAUCCUCUCCCUGUGGCCAGCUCAAUCUGGAGAACCGGUUCAGGUUUCUCUCGAAACGGUUCCAGAGGCGUAUGUAACCAACAGCCUGUCUGGUUGUCAAGCUUUAUCUUACGUUUGGGGCAAUACCGACCGAACGACAAUCAUUACUUGCAAUGGGAAAACGCUCGGGAUUACCAAGAAUUUGUACAUUGCGCUACAAGCCAUUCGUCAGCCAGACAGGGAGACAACGCUCUGGGCAGACGCAAUAUGCAUCGACCAGGACAAUGUGGAGGAGCGCAACGAGCAGAUCAAGCUGAUGGCCACAAUAUACAGCUCUGCGAAGCGAGUAUUGGUUUGGCUGGGUCACAGUCAAGAUGCGGAGGCGGCUUUCUCCAUUGCAAAUCGUAUGGUUGAAGAUUUUCGGUUGUCCAGAAGGGAGAUCGGACUAGCCUCUGAAGCCAUUAUAAUGUAUGGGACCGCACGCAUCAGCUGGGAGCAACUAUACUCUGUGUACAGCCUAUUCGAAUCGCAAUUUUCACGCGAAAUGCUCAUGAAAUUCUCAUUUGAGCCUGACAGAGUCACCUGCUUUACAAUUGGCGUUCAGCAAAAUUAG
Messenger RNA from Parastagonospora nodorum SN15, 771 nucleotides. RefSeq lists its product as hypothetical. The coding region runs from base 1 to 771 and encodes 256 amino acids. The record is from RefSeq and is a predicted model, not a curated record. Lineage: Eukaryota; Fungi; Ascomycota; Dothideomycetes; Pleosporales; Phaeosphaeriaceae. The transcript is spliced from 2 exons.